Pelmatolapia mariae (spotted tilapia) is the source of this 1746-nucleotide messenger RNA. RefSeq names its product A-kinase anchor protein 7-like. Gene Ontology annotation, molecular function: protein kinase A regulatory subunit binding. The annotation marks the transcript as partial. The transcript is spliced from 9 exons. Gene Ontology annotation, cellular component: cytosol. The record is from RefSeq and is a predicted model, not a curated record. NCBI's taxonomy places the organism in Eukaryota, Metazoa, Chordata, Actinopteri, Cichliformes, Cichlidae.
UAGGUCCUGCUAGUUAGCGCGUUUGCAUGAAUAUUAUUUUGUGUUAUGUACCUUACCAGUUUUGAUACAAACACUACCACCUGCGUGCUUUUUGCAUCAGCUCGAUAUAAAGAAAAGUAAGAAAAAUGUGCACGUAUUUCGUUUAGUUUGAUAAACAGUAGCACAGCUCCGUUAGAGAGAGUUAGCUAACAGUUGUGUAGCUCAGCAGAUGUUCUGCAGCAUGGCUCUGAUAUAUUUCAACAGGUGUUGUAAACGGAGGUAAAGCCAGUCUUUUGAGUUUCGUAAGAAGCUGCAGACUAGUGGGGGGUUUUUUGUGUGUGUUUUUUUUUUUUUUUUUUUUGGUAGUUGCAAUGUUGUUCUCUGUGAUGCCUACUUCACAUAUUUCUCUGUUUAAAAAUCUAAAAGUUUAUAUCUAAAAUUGAACAGACUUGUGUGUUAUGAUCUUCAGCCGUGUGAUAUUGAGCCUCGGGUCUAAGCGUUCACAAAGCGCGUGUUUACAGAGGAUAUGUGCUGUUAAUGAAGUGCCGUUUAGGAGUCAGUAUUCAGUAUCUGUCAGUCAUUGCCAACAAGCCAGAGCUCUUCGCCUCAAGCUGCCAGCACAGCGGUUCAGAUUUCAGGUGACAGCACCGUCCUAUCAUCAUCUUCUCACCGUGUGUGAUAUGCAACCAGCCAGCAUCUCCUACGGAAGAGACACAACGGCAGUUGCAUCAGAUGAGGAUGAUGAGGGUGAUGGUGGUGAUGAAAAUCUGGCAGGAAAGGAGGUCGGAGAAGAGCACAAGGAGCUGAGAGAGGUGGUGAUGACUUCAGGCCACACAGGGACAGUCGGCAUGGAGGUCCAGGAAAGUCCUGCAGAUACUGAAGCUGCCUCAGUGUCCACUCCUUCAGGAUCAAGUGAGAAGAAGACUAGAAGGAAGUUGAGGAGGGAGAGGAAGAAACUGAUGAAGAAAACGCUGAAGUCAUCUGAUACUUCUGAAAACUUAUUGUCAGAGCUCCCAUUUGCUUUGGCCAGCCCAACAACAUGGAAAGCACUAUUCCCCAGCCAAGAGUCAACUAAGAAAAAGAGAAAGAGAAAGCGAGGAGACAGCGAGGGCCGAGUGGACAGUGAGGAAGACGGGGACAAGAAGAAGAAAAAGAAAGAGAGCCAGCGACCCAAUUACUUUGUCUCCAUCCCCAUCACUAACACUCAGAUAAGUUCAGCUGUGAGUGAGGUCCAAGAGGCCGUGCUCCAGCAGGACCCCCGACUGGCCAAAGCUAUGAUCCCUGUCCCAACUCUUCACAUCACGCUUUUAGUCACUCAUCUUGCCAAUCAGGAGCAAGUAGACCUGGCGGCAGCGGUGCUGGCUCAGGUUGAGCCGUCACUGGCUGAGUUGCUGGGUGGGAGGGAUCUGGUCUUGCCCUUCUCAGGGAUAAGUCAUUUCAGGAAGGAGGUGGUGUUUGUCGGACUGGCCUCCGGACAACACAGACACACACUGGACAACUUGGCAGAGUUGUUGCGGAGUCGUUUUGAGGAGCAGGGGCUUCUGCAAGGAGACUGCCGAGGGUUUGAACCCCACCUCACCAUUAUGAAGCUGUCCAGAGCUUCAAAACUCCGAUCUCAGGGUAUAAAGCGUGUGGACCCAGCCCUUUACUCCAACUACACUGACAAAUUUUUUGGAGAUCAGACGGUUGAGCGGGUGGAUCUUUGUUCUAUGUUGAAGAAGAAGCAGCAAGAUGGAUAUUACCACACUGAAACGUCACUACAGCUCG